Messenger RNA from Danio rerio (zebrafish), 1411 nucleotides. It is a transcript of the gene myoz2a, whose product is annotated as myozenin 2a. The record is from RefSeq and is marked validated. Gene Ontology annotation, cellular component: Z disc. NCBI's taxonomy places the organism in Eukaryota, Metazoa, Chordata, Actinopteri, Cypriniformes, Danionidae.
CACAACUGACCCAGCACAGACAGCAUGUCUCAGCAUAGUCUGAUGUCAACACAGGAGAGGAAAAUGCAGGCAGCGGCUAUUUGUAGAGAGAUCCACGCCAACGAAGAAGCAGAGAUGGAUCUGGGUAAGAAAGUCAGCGCACCAAAGGAGAUCAUGUUGGAGGAGCUUUCCCUGGCCUCAAACAGGGGCUCACGUCUCUUCAAGAUGCGUCAGAAGCGCUCAGAGAAAUACACAUUUGAGAGUAUUCAGAAUGAAGUCAACGUACAGCACAGUACUGAUGCUGUUUUUCCUGGUCCAUGUGCUGAGAUGACAAACAUUUUAAGUGAUGAAAACUGUCUUGGAGUUGAUCAGGCACCAAAUCCACUUAAUCCUGACAACAUCGCUCCAGGUUACGGUGGUCCCUUGAAGGAUGUUCCAGCAGAGAAGUUCAACUGUACAGCUAUGCCCAAAUCCUACCAGUCUCCUUGGGAGCAGGCCCUCACCAGUGACCCUGCCCUGGCCCAAACACUGCUGGCCCGCGUCCCUGAACCUGAGAGCAAACAGCAGAUCCCACAGUACAAGAGCUUCAACAGGGUGGCAAUUCCAUUCGGCGGCUUCGGCAAGGCUCCCAAAGUCCCUGUUAAAGCUGUAGAUUCGGAUCCAGAACUCGUCGUUCCUCGUCCCGCAGCUGAAGUCCCUGCUAUUGUCAAACGACCCACCUUCAACAGGACGGCCUCAGGAUGGGUCACCGACAGCGCCCCUCUGACCUUUCCCAGCAUCCCUCUGGAGCCCAUUUCAUCCAUGUCUUCCACAUUCAUCCCCGAGUCUGAUGACCUCUGAACCUCAACCUUGUUUACAUGAGCUUGUCUCUUGUUCAUUACCAUGGGGGAAUAUUUUUUAAUGUCUUUGCAAGAAGACUUAAUGAUCAAAAAAGAUUUAUUAUUAAUAACAAAAACUUUUUCCUUUGGUUGAAGCCACAAAAUGAUGAUAAAACAUCUGGCUGGUAGUGUAAAGCAGAGGUGUACACUGUAUAAUGGAGUAAAUUUAGCAUGAGAAACAAAGUAAGUAAAGCUUAUAUGGGAUAUAUGUGACUGAUUUCUGUUUUAGAAAUGUCCAUCUGAACCAGUUCACAAAGCUGAAGGAGAGCUUUAGAAAGAGUUUGUUCAUAUAGACCUGUAAAUAUGUAUUUAUGAAGGGCUGUGACAUCGAUUUAUUUAAAUUAUUGAAUAAAGAAAACAUUCACUGAACUUGUGUUUCCGUUUGAGUAUUUUUAAUUUACAUUUAAUAAAUUACACUCAAAAUACUUUUCUUUAUAAGUUCAUGCUCUAAAAUUAGUUACAAAUGUUUUUUGAUUCUCUGAUUUUUUUGUUUGUUUGUUUUGAAGCAAAUUAAAUAAAUAAAUAAAUAAAUAAAUAAAUCUAUUUCACAAUCA